Messenger RNA from Ananas comosus (pineapple), 1314 nucleotides. RefSeq lists its product as uncharacterized. Gene Ontology annotation, cellular component: spliceosomal complex. Gene Ontology annotation, biological process: mRNA splicing, via spliceosome. The transcript is spliced from 6 exons. The record is from RefSeq and is a predicted model, not a curated record. NCBI's taxonomy places the organism in Eukaryota, Viridiplantae, Streptophyta, Magnoliopsida, Poales, Bromeliaceae. The coding region runs from base 135 to 965 and encodes 276 amino acids.
GUCAGACGCCCACAUAAUCUCAUCUGGCACUUUGAACCGCAGCAGGCAGCAUCAGGGCUAACUUGUAAGUUCCAGCCCAAGUCGGGCCUUCAUCUUGCGCGCGGAAGCCGACUCGGCGCCGUGGUCGGGAAAAGAUGCCGGCGGCCAAGAACUUCCGCAAGAGAACGUUCGACGCCGACGACUCUGAAGACGAAGCGGACCGCAGGUUGGCGCUGGAGGAGGUGAAGCUACUGCAGAAGCUGCGCGAGCGCAAGCCCGGCAUCCCCGCCGUCCCCUCCUCCUCCUCCUUCUCCGCCGCCGCAGCCGCCGCCGCCGCCGCGGCCUCCGACCUCCUCCGCCGCCCCUCCGCCGGCUCCGACGCCGCCUCCGCCGCCGAUUCCGGCAAGGAGGACCUCGUCCUCCAGGACACCUUCGCCCAAGAAACCGCCGUCACCGUCGAGGACCCCAACAUGUUGAAGUAUGUGGAGCAGGAGCUGGCGAAGAGGCGGGGCAAGAGGAUCGACGCCGGCGAUAAGGAGGAGAAGGACGCGCUCGACGAGCUCUACGCCGUCCCCGACCAUCUCAAGGUGAAGAAGAGGAACUCGGAGGAGAGCUCGACGCAGUGGACCACCGGGAUCGCCGAAGUCCAGCUGCCCAUCGAAUAUAAGCUGAAGAAUAUCGAAGAAACAGAGGCCGCCAAGAAGCUUUUGCAAGAGAAAAGGCUCGUCGGCAAAACGAAAUCCGAGCUGAGCAUUCCGUCCAGUUACAGCGCGGAUUAUCUGCAGCGCGGUCGAGAUUAUGCUGAAAAGCUUCGGAGAGAGCAUCCUGAACUGUACAAAGACCGAGGUCCACAGGUUAAUGAAGCGGGAGGCAAAUCGACAGAAGCUAAAAAUCCCGAUGGUGCAGUGCGUAGGCAAGCUGCCACAGACGAGUUCAUGCUUGAGCGCUUUCGCAAGCGAGAGAGACAUCGUGUUAUGCGCAGAUAGCAUCAGAUGUAAUACUGUUGCAACAUGUUAAGUACUGACCAUCCUUUGCAUUACUUUUAUUUCCCAAUUGUAACUUUCAUAUCUUUGUCCUAGUCCCUUGUAACUUGGCUGCUGAUUUGGGGAUGCGAGGUUGCCUGUGUCAUUUCCUCUUUGAUGAGUUGUGGUAAUUCCAACAAGUUGAAUCUAUUGACCAGGAAAUAUGUUUUACUCCAUCCUGUUAUCAUGCACUGGAGACAAGCUAUCCUGAUUAUGUUACAUUACUGUAUUAUCUUCAAGUAAUUAGUGUAAAGAGUGGUGAAUUUUACAGUAUUUAUCCAAUAAUGCUGCUGUUGUUCAGAGUGGCUGGUAA